CAAGUGGAGCAAUUCAGUUGAUCUUCAACAUUCUUUGUUUUGAUUCGACGUGUUAAUGUGAUAGAAAUCGCGAGGAAAUGUUAACGGUAAUACUUUUAUGCAUUUGUGCGGUGUUCUUUCUUUACUUAUCCCAUCGCUAUGCUGUUGGUCGUCCCGAAGGAUUUCCGCCGGGGCCGCCGCGCAUACCGAUCUUUGGCAGUUAUUUAUUCAUGCAUCUUCUUCCGCGACGGUCCAGUAUGGAAAGAACAGCGUCGUUUCAUUUUACGCUAUCUUCGUGAUUUUGGUUUUGGUCGACGCUACGCUGAACUUGAAUCAGUUAUCCAAGAGGAGAUAACUGAUCUUUUAGAUCUUAUUCGAAAUGGUCCACGUUAUACGCAUGAACGAGAAAUAUCAAAACCCGGCGGCUAUAGAGUUUGUGUGCCAAAUCUAUUUAGCCCAUUUACAUACAACUCUUUCUUUCACAUCAUGAUGAAUGAGCGACGGCCACGUUCAGAGCAGGGCGAGGUAUUGCAAUUGAUUAAAAUGGGUAUGCAAUUUCAGCGCAACGGUGAUGAUUAUGGAAAAAUGYUAUCUGUAAUACCAUGGAUUCGCUAUGUAUUUCCUAAAUGGAGCGCCUAUGAUGUUUUGACGGAGGCAAAUAAAUUUAUUUAUGAGUAUUUCGCAAAAAUUGUGGAUGAACAUAUUGCCACAUAUGAUGAGUGUAGUGAGCGAAAUUUUCUCGAUUUAUAUAUUAAACAAAUGAAGCUCGAGCAUGCGGAUCACCAAGUGGAUGUUUAUUAUCGCACUCAAUUCAUAAUGGGUUUGAUAGAUUUUGCUUUCCCUGCGUUUACAGCGCUUGGCGUACAAAUGACAUUUUUGCUACAACACCUUCUUCUUCAACCGGAAGUGAUGAAACGUAUACAAGCGGAAAUAGAUGAGGUUGUAGGUAGAGGACGUUUGCCCACACUUGAAGAUAGAAAGAAUUUACACUUUACAGAAGCUGCUGUACGUGAGGGCUUGAGAAUUGAGACGUUAGUGCCAUCCGAUGUACCGCACAAAGCAUUGAUGGACACGGAGCUAAUGGGCUACAAGAUACCAAAGGAUACAAUUGUUGUGCCUAGCUUGUAUGCUUUCCAUGUUGAUGAACGCACCUGGGGUGAUCCACAAACAUUUAGACCRGAACGCUUUCUGGAUGAAAACGGAAAGCUUGCGCUGAAGAAGGAUGUGUCACUUCCUUUCGGCGCUGGAAAACGUCUUUGCGCGGGAGAAACAUUUGCACGAAAUAUGCUAUUUCUUUUGACUGCAUCACUUUGUCAAAAUUUCAAUUUUACUUUAGGUCCGGGUGACUCGUUGCCAGAUUUAUCGAAAAAUUUUAACGGUUUAAUUACAACUCCCUAUGAUUUCUGGUUGCAAUUAGAAGAAAGAAACUGAUUUUUAAAUUUGUUUGCUUUAUACAUAUAUGUGUUUAUGUAAAAUGACGAAAGUAAUAAUAAUAAAUGAAAAGAAAUACAACGGAAAAUUUUUUAACAUGCUUUAAUGAAAUGYUUCCUGUAUGUGAAUACA
Messenger RNA from Bactrocera latifrons, 1542 nucleotides. Its product is annotated as probable cytochrome P450 304a1. NCBI's taxonomy places the organism in Eukaryota, Metazoa, Arthropoda, Insecta, Diptera, Tephritidae. Gene Ontology annotation, molecular function: iron ion binding; monooxygenase activity; oxidoreductase activity, acting on paired donors, with incorporation or reduction of molecular oxygen. The record is from RefSeq and is a predicted model, not a curated record.